AUGGAUUGUGGUGAAUUCAAGCUGAUUCCACUGGUUGAACGAACAGAUCUGUGUGCAGAUGUGAUUUCGCUUCUCAAUCAAGAAUGGCCACGCAGUGUAGCGGCUCGAGAGCACAGUAUAUCGAAAUCUUUGAAUCAUUCGCCUCCGAUGUCAUUCGUUCUAAUUGAACGAAACACAGGAAUAUUAAUGGGUCAUGCACGGUUAUGCACAUUACCGAAUGAAGAACAAGGAUGCUGGAUUGAAUCUGUUAUUGUUGAUAGAAGCAUGCGUAAUCGAGGAUUAGGUCGUCAUAUCAUGCGGUUGCUUGAGACUGCUGCUAAAUCGUUCAGCUUCAAUAAGUGCUAUUUAUCAACGGAGGAUAAGCAAAGAUUCUACGAAAAAUGUGGCUAUGAGUGUUGUGAACCCAUUCUCAAUGUUGGUGCAAAUACGAUGCUGUUGAAAAACCAUAAUUUGACUGGAUUGUUGUGCGGAUCACAGCCACAGUAUGGAGGAGUAGAUCGUAAAGGUGUCGUCAGGAGUGGUACUGUUACGCGGCAAUCGCCAGAUGUUAAUGACAUUACCAUUAUAAAAGCUGGUACUCCUCCCCCUCCACCNCCUCCACCCUUGUUCAAUAGCAGUGCACGACUUCAUUCAUCAUCAGCUGAUAAUACGAAAAGAACGCAAUAUAUGUGCAAAAUAUUACAUUAG
Messenger RNA from Anisakis simplex (herring worm), 687 nucleotides. Lineage: Eukaryota; Metazoa; Nematoda; Chromadorea; Rhabditida; Anisakidae. The record is from the annotation of a GenBank genome assembly.